GCGCGUCGCUGCGGACGUCUCCACGUCCCGCGCGCCCGUCACAGUUCGCCAGCGGUGGGCCGCGUGCCCGCCGCGCCGCCGCGACCACACUAUAUGAACACUUUUCGUAUUUUCUACCUAUUUGUAUUUAAUAUUAAGUUAAAGGUAAUCGCAACUCAAGCGGUGCGUUCAGUAAGUUCAGUAAGUUCAGUGCGGAGAUCGACGUGAGUGGCGGCAGCGGGACAGAUAGAUGAGAACGGAACACACGGGCCCGCGCACACAACAUGGCGUCUUUCAAAGAUUGGCUGACAGUGACGUGGGCGCAGGGCGGCAUGCAGCUGCAAGGAGAUGGCUCCGCAGACGAUGACGACUCCGUCAAAGGACGGUGUGGGCGUGCCGGCAGUCUAGCAGCGACUCCGGGAGAGAAGCUCCUGGAACUACUCCGACCGAGCGUGGGCACCCCGCGGCGACACUCCACCGCAGCGUGCGCGCCUGCGCAACCACAGAGGCCGGCAGGCUUCGUCUACUGCCCCUCUGACGCACUGCCAUACUGUCCACCAUCCAGGAUCGCGCCACCGCGGCCUAUUAUGAAGCUCCAGCCUCCACCGCAACAGAUCCAGCCAGUCCAACCACAGCCGCCGCCCGUGCCGCAGCGUACAACCGCAACAGUAGCGCCCACGCCCCUGCCAGUACCGCCGCCCGCGCCGCCGCGACGUUCCUCCCCACAGCCACCACGUCGAGUACCACCUCCCACACCGCCACGACCGCCCACCACGACACCCGCACCACCACAAACAGACCCCAAUGGAAACAGAAGAACAGUUGCUCCUGUGCAACCACAACCACGACUUGACUGUAACAGAAAUCCCCAGCCACUCUCCGCUAGAAGAGCACCUCCCCCUCAAAGAAUCCCCGACGCUGCGACUUUCACUCCUGCACCGCUACCUCCUCAGAAUACUGUCCAGCCAAUAAAGCGGUCACCAAGCUCAGGGUCAAAUAUUAGCGUCCGACAGGACUCAAACGUGUCUUCAGAUUCGUUUAGUCAAACUUCUUCACCAUCAUACACGACGAAGACAAUGGAGGCCCCUCUACUGCCUCACCAGCACGUGAACAAGAGCCUCAACGCGAAGAUAGCGCGUGGCCUGCUGCUGAAGGAGCAGCAGGACCGUGACUCCGGCAAUGGCUCCAUCACCAAGAGCAUGUCCACGCCGGCGUCGCUACAAACUAUCGUCAGAUUCCAAAACGGGAGCAAUAUGUCCCUGCAUCAUCGGAUGCUCCGAGACAUGCGAGGGGCGAGCACGGACGCCAACCCCCACAAGUUCAGACUGAUGCAGCUGGCACUGAACGCAGUCGCGCUGCUCGCCAUCACCGGCGCACUGUUCGCGUACUUCAGGGCCAACCCUGCUGUACAGUACGUGUCACAAGUAGUGAAUAGGUCAACAGUGGUGACCUGGCCAGCGCCCACGGAUCCGCCGGGUGCCAGAAACCCAGCACCAGGAGUGUGUCUGCCCGUCAUAGUAAAUUUCUGCCAGCAACAUAGGAUACCAUACAAUUUCACUGUGUUCCCAAACUACAUCGGGCACUUUGGGCAAAGAGAUGCCCAACAGGAUCUGGAAGUAUACGAAGCAGUAGUGGACGUCCGGUGUUACGACCUGACGGCGCUGUUCCUGUGCUCACUGUUUGUGCCCAAGUGUGGGCCUCUGGGACACAUGGUGCGGCCUUGCAGAAGUCUAUGUCAUGAAACGAUGCGGCGUUGUGGCUUCUUCCUGGAAGUGUUCGGGCUGACGAUGCCCGACUACCUCCAGUGCGACAUAUUCCCCGAGUCCACUGACACCGACGUCUGUCUCGGUAACAGAGAAGUCAGUGAUGCUCGCUUCAGAGACGCCAUGCCAGCAGUUUGUCCCACGGGGUUCCAAUGCGACGUGCGACGUUGUAUCCCGCACGACUGGCGGUGUGACGGCCACGUCGACUGCGCGGACCGGUCGGACGAGCUCAAUUGUCGCGUGUGCAAGCGCAGCGGCGAGGUGCACUGCGGGAACCAGCGCUGCAUCUCACAGGCACAUCUCUGUGACGGCAAGGUCGACUGUCCUUGGGGACAGGAUGAGCGAAACUGCUUACGACUGAGUCAAGCGAACGGUGACGUGGGUCGUGGAGAGCUGCAGGUGUACCGCGCAGCCAACCACUCCUGGUUCCCCGCCUGCAUCACCACGCUGGACGAUGACACCGCUCUCAAGUUGUGCUCCAUUCUCGGAUACUCGUUCCUAAACAAAAGUCAAGCGGUGAUCAACGAGUCCCGUCCAGAAGUGAGCAGUAUAAAGGCGGCAGUGAACGUGAGCGCCACACCAGGGCCUCGCGCCAGCUUCGUGCACGAGCACGGCGCUGCACAGACUUACCGCGCCUUCCUCAGGAGUCAGGGGGGGUUAUUGAAAGAACUCAAAGAAUGCAGGCAAGACUCACCGAGAGUGCAUCUUGUUUGCGACAAGUACGAAUGCGGCAAACGGCGCACAAUGGGCGGAGGGUCGAAGCGUAUUGUGGGCGGCGUGGAGGCGUCUCCUGGUGACUGGCCAUUCCUGGCUGCUAUCCUGGGAGGACCUGAGGAAGUGUUCUACUGUGCUGGUGUACUGAUCGCUGACCAGUGGGUACUGACGGCCGCGCAUUGUGUUGGAAAUCAUACAGACGUGAACGGCUGGACGAUACAACUGGGCAUCACGCGGCGGCGCUCGCACGCCUACUACGGGCAGAAGGUGAAGGUGAAACGCGUCGCGCCGCACCCGCAGUACAACUCCGGCAUCGCGCACGACAACGACAUCGCUCUGUUUCAACUAUCAGUACGGGUGCGCUACCACGAGCAGGUGUCCCCCGUGUGCCUGCCGCCCGCCAGCCGCGUGCUCAAGCCGGGCACGCUCUGCACCGUCAUCGGCUGGGGGAAGCGUGACGAUAAAGAGCUAUCAGAAUACGAGCCAGCAGUAAAUGAAGUGGAGGUGCCCGUCCUCAACCGAGACCUGUGCAACCAGUGGCUGGAGCACCGCGACCUCAAUGUUACCGAGGGCAUGAUCUGUGCCGGCUACCCCGAGGGGGGCAAGGAUGCUUGUCAGGGUGACUCAGGUGGUCCUCUCCUGUGCAAGGACCCAGACGACUCCUCGCGCUGGUAUGUGGGCGGCAUCGUGUCGUGGGGCAUCAAGUGUGCCCAUCCACGUCUGCCCGGAGUGUACGCGUACGUGCCCAAGUUCAUUCCCUGGAUACACCAGCAGAUGAGGCAGUACAAUGACGACAACGCCAAGUCAGAAGACAUAUAAACGGCGAACUAUGAAGUGGCAUCACUUUGGAAUAUAUAAAUCCAAACAUUUGAUAAUAAUAUGUCCAAAAAAGGAAAUACUCCUACCAUUAUACCUACUUUGUAUUUUACACAUUUUCGGUAUUUAUAUCAAAGUUGAAAUUAUUGUAUAUUUUAUUUACAAAUAGGUUGACUAUAGAUAGAUAUUAUUGAAAAUCAAACACUAUUAUGUACUUUACAUUAUACAAUUUAUUAUUCUUAAGUGGUGUCAAAAUGAACUUGACUUGAAAUGCCUGCACGUACUGCAGGCAACUAUGACUAUGACAAUAAUUAUUGAAUAAUGACAAUAAAUUAAUUAACGAUGACAAUAAAAUAUAUACAAUCGUAAAAUAUAGUAGGUAAGUCAAUUUUUCAAGAGAAUCUAAAUAUAUAAUAUACAAUGAAUAUAUUAUACAACAAAUUCCGAAGCAUAUAUGUAUAAGAAGUCUUGGGGAGUUGACUUAUAUAUUUAUUGCUUUUGACAAAGACAUAUGGCUAAAUAUUUUCACAUAUCACUCGUAUAUCGCGUGAUGUAAAUUAUUUGGAGCUGUGAUAGUAAAUGAUUUAUUAUGAAGCGAACAAGUCGAUGAUGUAUUAAAGUUUACCCAUGACUUGAAGUUGACCUGGCACAGUGACUGGGCGCGCUGCUGCAUCCCUCGAUACUUUUUCUCGGGGUGAUCAGUCAUCGGUGACUUAGGUCGUACUAAUAUUAUACAUAUUAUGAAAACUGUUUUGAUUCAUGUGAAUUUUAUAUGUAAGCUGCUUUUAUAAGUAAUGUAGUGUUCUCAAAGCUUUAGCAGACUUUUAGAUUGUUUUUAAUAUUGUACCUACAUACUUUGUUUAUCGUUUUUAUUUCUAUUCUGUGUUAGUGUAGAGUGAAGGGAAACCUCAUUUGUCAUUCGGGAUCACAAUUUCAAUGAACAUUCUCAAAUCGCAGUAGUGGAGUCUUUGCAAUCUUUCAGCGUGGUACAGCCACGAGUGACAAAUUAGGAGGUCCGUAGUAUUUAAGUGUAUGUUUGUUUGAUGUUUGAUGUUAGUAGUUUAGGGGAAAGUGCUUUUAUAGAAUAAAAUUAAAUCCCAUUCACAUGGAUGCAGGUUAAAAAAAUAUAGAUUAAAAAAUAUAGACAAUGAUUGUUUAUUAAAAAAAAUAGGUGUUAAUCUAUGGCGUUCUAAAGUUCUUCCUAAUGACAAUAAAAUAUGAAUGUUGAGUUUAGGUAAAUAUCUACGAUGAAAUCGUAACAAAUAAAUACAUAAUGAAUUACCACGACAAUACCUAAAGUAAAUAAAUAACAUUAAAUAGCAAAAUGCUUGCGUUUAUGACGCAAGCGGCCGAGAGGGUCCCGGCCUGUACAUUGGUGUAGGACCCAGGAGUACUAUCCAACCUUAUACUAUAUCGACAAUAAUAAUUUUUGACAAUAUAUUUACUAACAGACGUAGUUUAAGCUUUGUUAAUAUACAAUUUAGAUACUUCUGUUUCAAUAUGUUUUUCUAAAUGUAAGUAGGUGUCAUUUUUAAAUACCUUGACAAUAAUGGAAAUUGUAAUUAUAUUAGAGACAUAGCUUUAAUAGAUUCUAAGACAUAGUAUUAUUAGAGUAGCUGUAGGUGUGGUAAAUAUUUUUUAAACUUAGGACGAAAUAUACUUAGUUCCUUUUAUAUGGGUAAACUUUUAGUUUUUCGUAUAGUAUCUAAAUGUUCUGCGAUCCAGUAUUACGGUCUCUGGAGAGACGUGGUUAUAGCACAAAGCUAUGCUCAAACUAACUUAGGUGUAUUUAUAUAAGUAUAGAAUCAAGUUAAUGUUUUAGCGAUGUGAACAUGAACGGUAGCAAGCGUAUAAUGUGGGCUUACAUAGGGGCGGUGAAAUUAUUGAAAUAGUUAAAUAUACAUAUAGGAUAUCAGUAUUUACAUUGAUACUUAGGUGUAUGUGUAGGUAGCUGUAUUCUGUGCAUUCUAGGCAUUUCAUGUUGGCAUACUAGAUUCAUGUUUCGGCCUAAAGAUAUUGUCACGUGGUGUCAGUCAAUUGUCUCACUGAGUUCGCGUUCACAUCGCACUAAUUAUAUAAAUCUACAUUUACAUGGAAGUAUGGUUGUUGACUACUUAUGAGUCUCCUUUCUCAACUCGAGCUUUCUCUAGUCUUACAUUAAAUAUAUAUGUAAUUACAUAAUAUUAAUAUUAUAUCAGAGUCUAAAUUAUCAAUUUUGUUACUAUCACGAUAAAAGGAAUUAGGUUCAAAUAUAAUUUGAUAUAUUAAUAUAAAUGUCAAUGAUUUUAUCUACAUUAUUUUUUACGUAGUGACUGAACUAAAGUACAGAAUAUGAAAACAUGAGAACAAAAUGAAGAGAUCGAAUGGAAUGAGCCA
Molecule: messenger RNA, 5648 nt
Organism: Spodoptera frugiperda (fall armyworm)
Lineage: Eukaryota; Metazoa; Arthropoda; Insecta; Lepidoptera; Noctuidae
Gene: Corin
Product: atrial natriuretic peptide-converting enzyme
Exons: 17
Coding region: 264-3275 (1003 amino acids)
Biological process (GO): proteolysis
Cellular component (GO): membrane
Molecular function (GO): protein binding; serine-type endopeptidase activity
Source: RefSeq, a predicted model, not a curated record